AUGUGGGGGAUAUCGUAUUGGUUCCUCCCGCUGUUCUCAUCGCUAGUAUGGCUCGCAAUGCUCCUAGGAUUGCUGCUGGUAUGGGUGAGAGAUGGAAAACCGAUCUAUGAGACCAUGGAACACGGCCAGAGAAUCGCAUAUAUCUCGGAUGUGGGCGCCACCGACAUCAAGCCGCUCUUCAUCGCCAUGGCCGCCGUCUCCGUCGUCUCCUUCGACAUUGCGCUGAUCGCGGAACGCUGGCUUCGCCAUUCCGGCCGAUUGAAGCGCAACACGUCCCUUUGGCAGAAGCUCUGGUCGAAUCUGUGCAUUCUGUUUGCGAUUGUCGGAGCUGCGGGGAUCAUCCUGCUCUCAAUCUUUGAUACCUUUCAUCACCACAGGCUGCACCAAAUAUUCCUUGGGCUGUUCAUUGCUGGAUACGUCGUCUCAGCCAUCUUCGCGUGCGUGGAGUAUCAGCGCCUCGGCACCCACUACGCGCAUCUUUCGAUUCUCCGCAUCUCAUUCUGGCUUAAGCUAUUUUUCAUCGUCACAGAAGUGGCGCUGGCCAUCGCAUUCGGCGCCCUCCAAAGAGUAGACAACUGGAACGCCGCGGCCGUCCUCGAGUGGGUGAUCGCCCUCAUCUUCACCUUCUACCUCCUGUCGUUCUUCGUCGACUUCAUCCCCGCCAUGCACACCAAGCAUCACCAGUCGCGAGAGACGAGCAUCGCGAUGGCGGAGGCGGGGGAGGGGAGGAAUGGACAGGCGAAUGGAUAUGCCAAAGGGGACCAAGGCCGGUUCACGUACGGUAACAAGAAGUCUAAGGGUCGACGGUGGUUCGGCCGUCGCUGA
Molecule: messenger RNA, 825 nt
Organism: Eremomyces bilateralis CBS 781.70
Lineage: Eukaryota; Fungi; Ascomycota; Dothideomycetes; Eremomycetales; Eremomycetaceae
Exons: 4
Coding region: 1-825 (274 amino acids)
Cellular component (GO): plasma membrane
Source: RefSeq, a predicted model, not a curated record